AUGUCAAAUAGAACUGCAUAUUCUAACUCUCACCCUUUAAUAUCCAGGAAAUUGGCCUUGAGGCAUCACCCUGACAAGAACCCAGACAACCCAGAAGCUGCUGAGAAAUUCAAGGAGAUCAACAACGCCAACGCCACCCUCAGUGAUGAGAACAAACGGAAAAUCUAUGAUGAGUAUGGAUCCAUGGGGCUCUACAUUGCGGAGCAGUUUGGGGACGAGAGUGUCAAAUACUACUUCCUCAUGUCCAAGUGCUGGUUCAAGGCACUUGUGGUGUGCUGCGGUAUUUUCACCUGCUGCUGCUGUUUCUGCUGCUGCUGUUUCUGCUGU
Monopterus albus (swamp eel) is the source of this 327-nucleotide messenger RNA. Its product is annotated as dnaJ homolog subfamily C member 5-like. The record is from RefSeq and is a predicted model, not a curated record. The transcript has 2 exons. The annotation marks the transcript as partial. Lineage: Eukaryota; Metazoa; Chordata; Actinopteri; Synbranchiformes; Synbranchidae.